GUCGGGGUCUGGCGGCGUAGGAAAAAGCUUCGUGACCAAUUUAAUCAUCAACCUUUUGCGAAGACAUCACGGACGUGCCUUUAGUAGAAAGGUGUGUAUCACGGCAAGCACAGGAAUCGCUAGCACGCACGUGGACGGAACGACUUUGCACGCGGCGACAGGCGUGGGCGUGCCCCGGUGUUGGGAUCAUUUCGGGCGCAUGUUCUACCAGGAUAAGGUGGUGGAGAGGCGGUGGAGCAGGCACUACGAGGUGUUGUUCGUGGAUGAAAUCUCCAUGCUGAGUGGAGAGAUGCUGGACGCAUUAAAUCGCAUCAUCCAAAAGCUGCGUAGGAGCAAGGAGCCUUUUGGAGGGCUGCAGGUAGUAUUUGUGGGGGACUUCGCCCAGCUGCCACCGGUCCCUGAGGACCCCAGCUACACCACCAGUGACUUUGUGAGGCGGCAAGACUGGGCCUUCGAAGGCCACGAAGAUUUUU
This is a messenger RNA of Nannochloropsis gaditana CCMP526, 473 nucleotides long. RefSeq names its product dna helicase aaa atpase. The annotation marks the transcript as partial. The record is from RefSeq and is a predicted model, not a curated record. Gene Ontology annotation, molecular function: DNA helicase activity. The transcript has a single exon. Gene Ontology annotation, biological process: DNA repair; telomere maintenance.